Messenger RNA from Onychostruthus taczanowskii (white-rumped snowfinch), 1647 nucleotides. RefSeq names its product tripartite motif containing 35 (gene TRIM35). The record is from RefSeq and is a predicted model, not a curated record. Bases 8 to 1558 code for a protein of 516 amino acids. The transcript has 7 exons. Gene Ontology annotation, biological process: positive regulation of apoptotic process; innate immune response. Lineage: Eukaryota; Metazoa; Chordata; Aves; Passeriformes; Passeridae. Gene Ontology annotation, molecular function: zinc ion binding; protein binding.
CACCGGGAUGUCGCAGGAAGCCGAGCGGGGCCCCCUGCUCCGGUUGCAGCGGAGGAAGGCGCGGUGCAAGCGGUGCCCCUCGGCCAGCAUGGAAAAAGAAGACGAUCCCUGCUCCAGCAGCUCGGCAGCUCCGUGCAGCACGCAGGGCUUGAAGGAGGAAUUGCUGUGCCCCAUCUGCUACGAGCCGUUCCGGGAAGCCGUGACCCUGGGGUGCGGCCACAACUUCUGCAGGAGCUGCAUCAGCCGCUCGUGGGAGAACCAGCGGCACGCGUGUCCCCUGUGCAAGGAGAGGUCCUCGCUGGAAGAUCUCCGCGUCAACCACACGCUCAAGAACCUGGUGGAGCUGGUGAUGAAGGAGGAAGGGCAGCGGCAGAGCCGCGGCGCGGCUCUGUGCCCGCUGCACCAGGAGGAGCACAAGUUCUUCUGCCUGGAGGACAAGGAGCUGGCGUGCUUCGCCUGCCAGAGCUCCGAGCAGCACGAGGGGCACAAGAUGAGGCCGGUGCAGGAGGCGGCGGCGGAUUUUAGGGCCAAGCUGGCGAACAUGGAGUCAUCCCUGCGGGAUAAGGCCAAGGAUUUCGGGGCCGUGCGGCGAUCCUACGAAUCCAUCUCCCGGCACAACGAGGUGGAAUCGGAGCGUCUGGAGCGGCAGGUGAAGUGGGAAUUCGAGAAGCUGCACAAGUUCCUGUGGGACGAGGAGCAGGCGGUGCUGGCGCAGAUCCGGGAGGAGACGGGGCGGAAGCAGGAUCUGAUCCAGGGAAAGAUGGAGGAGCUGGCCGAGGCCAGCCAGGCCCUGCUCAACGAGGCCGCGCGGCUCCGCGCCGAUCUCAAGCAGGACGACUACAAAUUCCUGAUGACCCACAAGAACCGCAAGCGGAGGAUCGCCUGCACGGCCGAGGAGCCGGAAGCUGUUCCCUUGGGAAUGCUCCUGGACGUGGCCAAGUACCUGGGAUCGCUGCAGUACAAUGUGUGGAAGAAGAUGCUGGACACCAUCACCGCCGUCCCCUUCAGCCUGGACCCCAACUCUGCCGCCGGCUGGCUCUCCGUCUCCGAGGACCUCUCCAGCGUCUCCAGCUGCGUCUACAAAGGCUCCGUGGAAAACCCGGAGCGCUUCACCUCCGCCCCCUGCAUCCUGGGAUCCCGCGGCUUCUCCGAAGGCUUCCACACCUGGGAGGUGGACCUGGGCGGGCUGACCAACUGGAGGGUGGGCGUGUCCCGGCCCCACAGAGGAUCCCACUGGAGCUUCCACCACGAUUCCCGCUCGGGCUUCUGGUACAUCUACCACCUCCACGGCAAGGACGAGUGCCGGGCGUCCAACGCCGUGCGCUCGCAGACGGCGCUGGGCAACAUCCGGCGGGUCCGGGUGGAGCUGGACUGCACCGAGGGGGAAUUGUCCUUCUACGACGCCGAGCUCCGGAGCCACAUCUACACCUUCCACGAGAAGUUCGGCGGCGUCGUCUUCCCCUACUUCUACGUGGGGAGCUCCCAGGGGGACGCCAACACCAACACGCUCCGGAUCUGCCCGCUCCGCGUCCGCGUCCUUGAGGAUGUCCCCACCUAGGGCGCCUCCUGGUGGGGCUCUCCGGGUGCUUUUCCAGCUUUUCCAGGUGGGGGGAAAAAAAAAAGGAGGAUGGGCAGGGAUACGAAGAA